Molecule: messenger RNA, 5564 nt
Organism: Salvelinus fontinalis (brook trout)
Lineage: Eukaryota; Metazoa; Chordata; Actinopteri; Salmoniformes; Salmonidae
Product: 5'-AMP-activated protein kinase subunit gamma-2-like
Exons: 16
Coding region: 526-2937 (803 amino acids)
Source: RefSeq, a predicted model, not a curated record
CGAUGAGCCCGAGCUGGUACCAGUGGCCACUGGCCAACCAACGUGCAUGCGUACUUGUCUCUCCACUGUGAAGCGUGAACCCAUCAAAUCCUUUCUGGGAACGUCUGCAUUGGCAUUAUAAUACGACCUUCCUUGUUUCAAUUGUGGAUUUACUCUUGCAGUUUGUUGUCGUUUGAAAUAUCAGCGCGUGUCAUAAGCCACCCAGGAGGGAAGGCUACAUUUUAUGCCAAGUGAAUCGCAUUCUGCGCGGUGUAUAUUUUUGUCAGGUCUGAUAUAUCCGAUCUCAAGCCGACAACUUUCAUCAACACACGAGUUGAGUGGAGGAGCACAUUAAUGCAUACAGUACACGGACCUACUUGCCAUAAGGACAUCUGUCAGAAUCCGAAUAAUGUUUUUGCAGUGAUUGUUUUGGUAUCAUUUACCACACGUCCACUGUUGCCAGUCUAUCUAGCACCAGAGUAGCCAAAGUAACGCUUUUUAAAAACGAUUGAAUGAGCCCAGUUGUUUAGAGAAUUCUAGAAAAAUAUGGGAAGCACAGCAAAUGACUCCAAGAAGAGAGACGUGAAGACACCUAGAAAGAAGAGGACGCUUCGAUUGAACAUGCCCGACCUCGGCUCGUUUGCCAUGCCCUUCUUGGAGGGAGAUGCCGACCAUGUGGACAAGGCCGACAUACAGAAGGAUGAUGGGAGUUGCCACUCAGCCAGCCCGACCAAAGGCUUCUUCACGAGGGGGCCCUUCAGUCGGCCCUCCAGUCCCAAGUCGGCCCCUGCUAGGACCAAGAACAGCCCGGGCUCCCCCAAAACCAUCUUCCCCUACCCUUCGUCCCACCAGGAGUCCCCACCCAAGUCGCCUCGUCGCCUGAGCUUCAGCGGCAUCUUCCGUUCCUCCUCCAGAGACUCUAACUCCACCUCUCCCGUCAGCAUCAAGCUCUUCUCCAGGGCCAGGAAAGCCUCCGGGAUCUCCUCGCCCCCCUCAACUCCUCCGACGCAGGCCGCCAAGCAGCCGCCGCCGUUCCCGCUGGAGGCCUAUCGGAGCGAGCCGGAGAGGCUGGAGGCACGGAUGCACUCCUACUCAUCCCCGCCGGACACCGGGCAGCGCUUCAGUCUACGCUGCUCCAAGCCACCCAUGACUCCCUCCGCCCCCAUCGCUAACUCACGAUCACGACCAGUCCACGGUUUAGCUGAAGGCAUGCUGGAGAAACUUGAUCUAGAAGAUGAAGCUUUUGAAGAAUCCGAAAGUGAUAUCUACAUGCGCUUUAUGAAGUCACACAAGUGCUACGACAUUGUUCCUACCAGCUCUAAGCUGGUGGUUUUUGACACUACUCUGCAGGUAAAAAAGGCCUUCUUCGCCUUGGUUGCCAACGGGGUGCGGGCAGCCCCACUAUGGGAGACAAAGAAGCAGAGCUUUGUCGGAAUGUUAACCAUCACAGACUUCAUCAACAUCCUCCACAGAUACUACAAGUCUCCCAUGGUACAAAUAUACGAGCUGGAGGAACAUCAGAUUGAAACAUGGAGAGAGCUCUACCUACAAGAAACCUUUAAGCCGUUAGUGAACAUAUCACCUGAUGCAAGCAUAUUCGACGCGGUGUACUCGCUCAUCAAGAACAAGAUCCACCGGCUGCCCGUCAUCGACCCAGUCAGCGGCAACGCGCUUUAUAUCCUCACGCACAAGAGGAUCCUCAAGUUCCUCCAGCUCUUCGUGUGCGAGAUGCCCAAGCCUGCCUUUAUGAAGCAGACUUUGGAGGAACUAACCAUCGGGACCUACCACAACAUCGCCUUCAUCCACCCCAACACACCCAUCAUCAAGGCCCUCAACAUCUUUGUGGACCGGAGGGUGUCCGCACUGCCAGUGGUGGAUGAGUCAGGAAAAGUAGUGGAUAUCUAUUCCAAGUUUGAUGUCAUUAACCUUGCUGCUGAGAAGACCUACAACAACCUGGACAUCACGGUGACCCAGGCUCUGAGGCAUCGCUCACAGUACUUUGAGGGCGUCAUGAAGUGCAACCGGCUCGAGACACUGGAGACCAUCGUGAACAGGAUAGUCAAAGCAGAGGUCCACAGGCUGGUUGUGGUGGAUGAGAAUGCCCGGAUCGUGGGCAUCGUGUCCCUGUCGGACAUCCUGCAGGCCCUGGUGCUCACCCCUGCAGGUAUUUGCAGGAAGAACAGCCAACCACAACCAGAAUCAGAGGCACCACCAGCAACGUUAGUAGAGGCAGAACCAGAGGUAGAGGUAGCAGCAGAUACAGAACUACAGGAAGAAGCCGAAGCAGAGGCACCACCAGAGAUGUUAGUAGAGGCAGAGGUAGAGGUAGCAGCAGAUACAGAACUACAGGAAGAGACCGAAGCAGAGGCACCACCAGAGAUGUUAGUAGAGGCAGAACCAGAGGUAGAGGUAGCAGCAGAUACAGAACUACAGGAAGAGACCGAAGCAGAGGCACCACCAGAGACUGAGGAACCACCAGAAACAUUGGUAGAGGUAGUGGUGGCUGAACCAGCGACUGAGGUAGAAGUUCUAGUGGAAGCUGAGGUGGUGGUGGAAGCUGAAGCAGAGGUAGAAGGUAAGACUGAGGCUGAGGUGGUGGUGGAAGCAGAAAUCAAGACCGAGGUAGUGGAGGUUAAGGGUGAAACUGAGGCAGAGAUGGAGGCUGAGGUGGAGAUUAAGGCUGAAACCAAGGCAGAGGAAGUAGAGGUUAAGGCUGAGGCUGGGGUGGUGAUGGUAGAGGUGGUGUGGGUUAAGGCUGAAAGUGAGGUAGAGGCUGAGGUGGAGGUUAUGGCUGAAACCGAGGCUGAGGUGGGGAUGGCAGAGGAUGAAGCAGAGGUGGUGGUGGAGAUUAAGGCUGAAACCGAGACAGAGGCUGAGGCCGUGGCAGAGUCUGAGCCAGUAGUGAAGGUAGAGACUGAAGCUGGACCCAAGGAUGCUGAGGAAGGAGAGGCAGAGUGACAUCCAUGGCAGUCGCUACAAGCUGUACGUGACUGACCUGCCAUGACGCUGCUGUGAGAGGAAGUUGACUCAGGAAGAGGAGCGAGCUGAGAAUGAGGGAUCUAAUUGUUGGGAUGGGUGGUUUAGUAGAAGUGUGACACUCCGGCUUACCAGGGUCCUAAUGGGUCAUUUUCUGUGAUGGGGGAGGUGGUCACAUGGGUGACUUACUCGGGCUGACCAACCAGGGAUCACUUUACUAUAACUGGGUUGUGCCUCCCUUUUCUCCAGAUUGUGCACACCCCUGUCCUUUUACCUCUGGAUCUUCCAGCAUCACCUGACUAUGGGCCCCAUCCAGAAACAACCUGUAGUCCCUAUCCUCUAGGCACUUGUGUAGACUUGAAAGGAGUGGAUGGGUGUGAGCAAUGUGGCUAAUAUUCCACCUAGCCUAUCAGAGAGAAUGGCGGAGCUACCACCAUGUUGUCCUGUCUACACCAAGUGUCUACCUAGAGCAGUGGUUCCCAACCUUUUCUGAACCGGGGCAUACCUUGAGUUGAGACAAAUUCUGUGGCACACCUAAAAUGUCCCUAUUAAUUGAUUUUAGUGGAAAUGACCCCCAUUUCACCCUAUUUUCUUUGACAAAUGUUUUUCUUAUAGAUAAAUAGGGUUAAGUUGUGUAUACCCAAGAAUGCCUCGUGACUCCGUGCUAAAAAAAAAAAAAAAAAAAAUGUAGCUCUGGGGAAAUAGGUCAUUCGUUUUGAGCCGUUUUGGUUAGAGAUUAUUGUUUUUUCUGCAUUGUAAAGAUGCAACCACCGACAGUCAUGCUCCCCAUAUUUUUCUAUGGCAGAGGCUGUGGAACAGCUAAGCCUAAUCAGACUUGCCUGUGCUAGUGUUUCUGUCACAGGCAAAGUUUUUAAAAAUGAUGCAGAUGAUUUUGCUCGUGAUGCACAACCCUCAGAUGAUACAAAUGUAACAGCCUGAGCGCACCAGACUUGAAAUGUUUAUGAGUGUUUAAUUAUUAUUUUUUAAAUAAGAUUAGGGGAAAGUUUCAAGUUCCUCAAGGCACACCGGUUGAAAACCACUGGCAUAGAAAUUAGGGGCUAAGGAUUGUUUCUGGACAGGGUCAUGGUCUCAGCCCCUAACCUCUAUGGUUAAGGAUUGAUUCUGGACAGGGUCAUGGUCUCAGCUCUUAACCUCUAUGGUUAAGGAUUGUUUCUGGACAGGGUCAUGGUCUCAGCCUCUAACCUCUAUGGUUAAGGAUUGUUUCUGGACAGGGUCAUGGUCUCAGCUCCUAACCUCUAUGGUUAAGGAUUGUUUCUGGACAGGGUCAUGGUCUCAGCCUCUAACCUCUAUGGUUAAGGAUUGUUUCUGGACAGGGUCAUGGCCUCAGCCUCUAACCUCUAUGGUUAAGGAUUGUUUCUGGACAGGGUCAUGGUCUCAGCCUCUAACCUCUAUGGUUAAGGAUUGUUUCUGGACAGGGUCAUGGUCUCAGCCUCUUACCUCUAUGGUUAAGGAUUGUUUCUGGACAGGGUCAUGGUCUCAGCCCCUAACCUCUAUGGUUAAGGAUUGUUUCUGGACAGGGUCAUGGUCUCAGCUCCUAACCUCUAUGGUUAAGGAUUGUUUCUGGACAGGGUCAUGGUCUCGGCCCCUAACCUCUAUGGUUAAGGAUUGUUUCUGGACAGGGUCAUGGUCUCAGCCCCUAACCUCUAUGGUUAAGGAUUGUUUCUGGACAGGGUCAUGGUUUCGGCCAUGAGCACACAAAUGGUUUGAAUAUCAGUCUUAUAAGCUUAUUUUUUGUUCCAGUGUACUUCUACAUCUUUAUCAUGAUUCUGUCUGCUCUCCUCCUUCAGGGAGUGUUGUUUUUAGCUUUAUUUGCACAAGGUUUUGUGAACGUAAGAGGCUCUCUGAAAACUAUACCAAUCCCCCCCUGCUACUUAUGAUGUCCCUUUGACAACGGGCUGUGCUCGCUGUCCUGUCUUUAACGUCAUUGGUGCCUUUCGCCCCCACAAGUAGUCAGUCACACGUCAUUGGCUGAGAGAGAGCUGGAGAAUGUUCAAAAACGUGUUAAAACUGAAUGUGAGCGUUUCCAAAACCAAAAACAUGAUAUAUCACACCUUUUGUUUAUUUUGCUGAUGUUGAGAAUUUUCUAGAAUCAAAGUUUGUUAUAUUCCUGAAAUGUUCAUUUUGAAAUUAUGCUGUAAAGAUAGAUUCAAAGUUUUAUUUAUUAAAUAGUAUUUUCUCUGUGCUUAACUAUUUUAGAGGGUGGAAGAGAACAAAAGUGAGGUAUGCUGACUUUGACUUUGUUGUUCAAUGCUCUACAAGGAGCAGCAGCUGCCUAUAUCCAACAUUUCUCUUUACUUCUCCAGUUACUUGGAGGCAUGCAAGAUAUCUUGUACUCUGUAUUGAUCAUUCAUUGUUUUCUGUGUAUAAAAUGCCGUAAAAUAAUGUUCUUCGUAAUUAGAUGAUUAUUAUUUUUUUCUUGUGGAUUAGGUUGUGGUGUAUUGUUGAUGGUCUCGAUAAGGGGAUUAUCCAUUGAAAAUGGAUAGAACUGGUUGAGUACGACAGUAUAAUGGUAAUACAUAUUGUACUUUUCAGUUUUAUUUUUUACUUUGCUGUUUGAAAAAAUAAUAAAACGUACUGUUGAAUCUUUA